Messenger RNA from Sodiomyces alkalinus F11, 1173 nucleotides. RefSeq names its product zinc finger protein. Gene Ontology annotation, molecular function: RNA polymerase II cis-regulatory region sequence-specific DNA binding; DNA-binding transcription factor activity, RNA polymerase II-specific. Gene Ontology annotation, biological process: regulation of transcription by RNA polymerase II. The coding region runs from base 1 to 1173 and encodes 390 amino acids. NCBI's taxonomy places the organism in Eukaryota, Fungi, Ascomycota, Sordariomycetes, Glomerellales, Plectosphaerellaceae. The record is from RefSeq and is a predicted model, not a curated record. The transcript is spliced from 2 exons. Gene Ontology annotation, cellular component: nucleus.
AUGGACACAAGUGACUCCUCCGACAACGAAUCGCGGGUGGCUAUGGCAGCCUUUCGCCCAGCCAAGCGACAAAGGCUUGGGGACGGCUCGCCAGCAUCAUCUGCUGCUGUGCACGACCAUUAUCACGACCAUGACGAUGGCCCCGAGCGAGAGCUGGAGGUAGAGCCAGAGCCAGAGCCAGAACCCGAGGCCGAAGUCGAAGCCGAAGUCGAAGCUGAAGCCGACCCUGAACCAGAUCCGCUCGAUGGCAUGUCGGACGUUUCAGAGGACACCGAAGGUGAUAUCCCGAGUUCGCCUAUUAAUGCGCGUCUCGACGAAGAGGAUUUCCAGGAACAAGUCACCACUUGCGCUUGGGAUGGGUGCGAAGCAGGCGACUUUGGUAACAUGGAUCGAUUGGUAGAACAUAUCCACAAUGUGCACAUUGAGAGCAGACAGAAGAAAUACACUUGCGAAUGGCUAGGGUGCUCCAGAAAGAGCAUGGCCCAUGCAAGUGGCUAUGCUUUGAAGGCUCAUAUGAGGAGCCAUACUCGGGAGAAACCUUUUCAUUGUUACCUUCCAGAAUGUGACAGGGCGUUUACUAGGUCAGAUGCCUUGGCGAAGCACAUGCGCACUGUUCACGAAACUGAGGCUCUCCGCCCUUCCGAUCCAGUCCCCAAAUCAAUGCAGUCCGGCACUACAGGAAAAAGCAAGCUCAAGAUCAUUAUAAAGACACCACAAUCCCAUGCGGCGGGCCAAGACGACUCUAUCAACGGAGGAGGGGAUGACGGCGAGCUCUCGGCAGACCUUUUCACACCACUCACGCAGGAACAAGGCUUCACGCCGGAGGAGCUGGACAUGCCCCUCGAGAAACUUUACAAACUGUGUCGAUUUCAAGUCCGUUGGGCUGAGGAAGAGGGCAAAAAGCUGCAAGAUGAAGUAAAACGCCUGGAGGCCAUAUAUGAGCGCGAAUGGCGGGAGAAGGAGGUCCUGCUUUUUCAAGUCAUCCAGAGCGAGGCUGAUUGGAACGAGCGAUGGCAGGCCGUUCGCUCAGGGGCAGCAGAUGUCAGGCUGUCCAGUGUUCUCGACACCCAGGAAACCGCCGGUGCCUCCUCCACUCCUGGGGCCGAAUCGAGCCAGAAGCCAGAGGCAACCACCACCGUCGCCAAUGGCGCGAGUCCUGCACCCUCAAGCUGA